AUGGUUAUUUCUCGAUAAAAUCUAGAUAAUCAAUUUUAAUAAUGAUGAUAAAACUCAUUAAUUUUACAAGUGCAAGGGGGUGAUUAAUUAUUAUUAAAUGUAAGGGUUCAAUCGAAGCCAAAGUAGUAGUAGGAGUGGGUGUGCUGAGAAAGUGGCGGAGGUGACCAUGGGUGGAGGAGGAGGUCCAUUAUUGCCAAGAUGGACGCUCCCCCAGUUGCGAGCUGCCUGUGUGCAACUGCGAGUUAUGACCACAACAACAACGUCAGGCUGGCGCAGCGAGGAGGAUAAAAGGCGAGUCGGGCUGGGCAAUCCUGCCACUCUCAGCCCCACUCUUGGACGAGAAACAACACUCACACGUGCUCCCAAUAGUCAACGUCUUGCUCCUAAUACCAACUUCAAAAAAGAAACAAGAACAUUUGUUGAUCCACUCACAAAACAAAGGAAAAGCUGCAAAUUGACCAUUACAACUACUGAAAUCAAGAAAAUUGUCAACGGAACGACCAUUGUGACUCCACCGUUGUCGUCCCUACGCCUAUUUCGUCGUCAUUUUACGUUGUCCCCAUUCCUGCCAUCGCCCCCCACCGACAGCAAGUCCCCCUCCAUCACUACCACUCCUCAGCCACGUCUUCCCCCCGACAAGGAAAUCAUGGAACAAAAUCGUAAGCGCACUGCGAGAGCUCGCAUCUCCGCCAUCCUUUUCGACCUGGACAAUACGCUUAUCGAAACAAGGAAGGCUGACACCAUAACUUGUCAAAAGAUAGCGGAGUUGAUGACCCGAGAGAUGGACGUACCUGCGGGCCCCGCAAAGAAGAUCACAGACACCUUUCUACGCCGAUUUCGCCGGUGUCCUGAAAACAUUAGAGUUCCAUUGGACGAAUGGAGAUGCACUCUAUGGUCGGAAGCAUUAGGGGACGAUUAUGAAGAACUUGCUGAGGAUAUUUAUCCACGAUGGAAGAAACUUCGCUAUCGCAAUCUGGUUUUGUCGGAAGCAAAUGCAAACAUGCUUCGCCAACUGCACAAAGAGUAUCAACUCGCCAUAGUGACCAAUGGACCUUCGAAUAGUCAAUGGGAAAAAAUCCGUGAGAUGAAGUUGCAACAAUACUUUGACGUCAUCGUGGUCAGUGGGGACUUGAAGUGGGAGAAACCCCAGCCCGAAAUCUUCCUUAGGGCGUGCCAAAUGUUGGGUGUGGAGCCUUUCGAGUGUCUCAUGAUUGGGGACAAACUAGAGACGGACAUUGCGGGUGGAUUUCAAGCUCAAUUGGGCAUCACCGUUUGGGUGCCCAACAGUGACGACGAGGGACGAACUGCUCCUCUCAACCCACCCCCAGAUUUCACAAUCCCAGAUGUUUCUGAGCUUGUCCAAAUUCUUCAGGGUGGCAAGGACAAGAACAAAGCGGGAAAGAACGUCCGGGCCAAGAAGACUUCGACUUCUUCUGGAGCAACAACGUCUGCAACCCCAUCGACCAGCGAAGGACUCCCCAACGGCACUACGACCACCAGCAACAGCCGAGUAGCUCCAGCAGUGGCAUCAACUUCAGCAGCGGCGGCUGCCUCUACCGCAUCUGCCAAUAAAACUUCUACUGCUCAGGCGGAUGAAGACUGACAAUGGAUGAGAUUUCCUUUCCCUCUGCUAACUCCAAUCAAACAAACUCGUGAAAUGAUAUGAAUUCUGUAUAAAAAAUAAGUCCUACUUCGUGCAAACAAAAAACAAACAAAGAAACACAAGAGCUACCUUAGAUGGUGGUAUAUAUACUGAUACAAUUAUUGCGACAAGCAAUCCAUCGUCUCAACGGAUCCACAAAAAGAAGUGAUUUUUCUUUUAGUUGUUAAGUAAAAUCAUCCAUGAUGAACUAUACUAUAAUAUAUGCAUAUAUAUAUUUUUCCCCAUGUACUAUUUUCUCAUAAUUAGUCUGCCAGCCAGUCAGGUCAAGUCAGUCACAAUGUAAUUAGAUAUAUCUAACAUGUUUAUCCAACUGCACCAUGUACAUAGAUCGUCUAAUGUAAUAAGCAGCAAUAACUCUGUAUAUUUUGAUGUUGUACUAGCACUACUCUAUAUUUACGAAAUAAUCUUGUUUCGAAAUCGUGAAUUACAAUCAGUCUUUGGCCAUACCUAAUUAUCUAUUGUCAAGUAAGAUGCAUACAAGCGUUUUUCUUGAUUUCUGACUAGGUACUGAGUCAAUGUAGGGAUUAGCAGGAGGUAGGAAAAAAUGAUGCAGACUGUUCCCGAACAAGGUACAAGUAUGAAUAAGCAGGGGUUCUCACACUCCCCUACUUAUCUUCAACAACUUGUGAUAUUUCAAUACCUAUCGUAUCUACUAUAGGUACUUAGAUAACAUUUGUCGUACCCAACUUUGUGGUCGUAUCAAAGGAAUAACCUCUUUGGGUAUAGCCCUGCCCACUCUCGAGCAAGUACAUACUCUCAACUAAAACUGUAAAAGUGGCAUUGGUGUCACAAACAAAAUAACAAUCUUGUAUAAUAUGCAUAUUUAGCUAAAUAUGACAGCGUAGGUAGAAUAGUAGUCCUCCAGAUUGAUACCAUAUGUGAUAAGUAAGUAUUUUUGUCGUUGCCAGUAAAAUGCCUCUCACCCCCGAGUUCAGCUUAACUUUCUCUUCUAUGGAGAAUAAGUGGGGGGAGAGCGACUUCACUAUUGUAUCAUAGUUCCUAUAAUAAUUUGACGAAACUUUCUGUUGGAAAUUUGAAGGUUUUUUAACUCGGAUGAUUAGGAUCUUUUUUAAUUUUACUGUAGCAGCUCCUCAGAUGUAUGUGUAGUCAUUGUAUCUUGUGUAUAUGUAAUCAUUCUUCCAAUGUGUAACGGGAUAUUAUUAGAGUUAGCUAUUAGGCCAUGUACUAAAUAAUAUUACAAUUUUGACCGUUAAAAUAAUUAUGAAUUAUUAUGACGAAUUAUUCGGAUAUUGUAACUCUUGUAUUGUUAGCAGAAGCGUGGGUGGGUGAAGAAGACUUCAAAUAUUGCAAACAAAUCGACGACGAUGAUGCUGCAAUGCUCACAUGAUCAAGUGUCUUACUAAUUAUAAGGUUAAGACUAGGGUUUAUACUGUUGACUUUUUAGAUUGUUACUCGCCCCAUUUGUCGCCGAGUAUUUACGAGUCCCUCUACACGUAAGUAUCAACUAUGUAGUGAUUCCCUAUUUUACUAAUCCAUUUAAAACCAUCCUCAAUAACUCGUGUAUUCUGUUCCAACUGAAAAUACGACUAAAUAAAUGACCUUUUAAUGAUAAA
Folsomia candida is the source of this 3237-nucleotide messenger RNA. Its product is annotated as N-acylneuraminate-9-phosphatase. Bases 167 to 1603 code for a protein of 478 amino acids. Gene Ontology annotation, molecular function: hydrolase activity. Lineage: Eukaryota; Metazoa; Arthropoda; Collembola; Entomobryomorpha; Isotomidae. The record is from RefSeq and is a predicted model, not a curated record. The transcript has 7 exons.